CCCAGUUGUCUGUUAUCUGUCUUGCCCAGUGUUUUGAUUUAGUGUGUUGUGUUUGGCAUCGAAAGUGCUGGAUGAAAAGCAAAAUUUAACAGUAAUUGUCUUGGUGUACCUUGGUUCAUCAUGGUCAAACGAAAAAAUACUGCUUUAAUAGAGAGUGACUCCAGCAAUGAUUCUGAAAGCGACCUGGAUUCGGAGUUCUUGAACCUCGCCAAGAACAAAAAUAAAAAGAAACCUUCCCCAAAGGCAAAAUAUUCUUCAGAAUCGGGUUCCGACAGCGAUGAUUCAUCAAAAAACAGCAAGAAGAAAGUGAAAAGGGAUUCUGUCUCUUCUGAAUCAGAAAAAGAAGAAAGCGGCAAGGAGGAUGACGGAAAGGCAUCAGAACCCGAAGAGGGAGAGGUCUCCGAUUCCUCCAGUUCGGAAGAAGAGUUCAACGACGGUUACGACGACCAGUUGAUGGGUGACGAGGAAGACAGAGCCAGGCUGGCCUCCUUAACGGAGAAAGAAAGGGAGACGGAGAUUUUCAAGCGUAUUGAGCAAAGGGAGCUCAUGAAGACUAGGUUUGAGAUCGAAAAGAAGCUCAGGCAAGCAAAGAAAGCAGAACGUGCCAAAGACAAGCCAUCAAAGCCAAAAGAAAAGGACAAAGACAAGGACAAAGAGGUCGCGAAUAAACUCCAAAAUGACUUCAGCUCCAUCGACCACAAAGAAAGAAGCAAGGAACGUAAGAAAAACAUAGAAGAAAACCGCGGUAGGGUGGAUAAACGUGUCAACGCUAUGGCGGAACUGAAAGCCAGACGUGAAGGGAAAAUCAAAAGGGAGGAAGCAGAAGAAGAACGAAAGAAAAAAGAGGAACAGAAGAAAAAAGAUGAGGAGGAGCAGAUUCUCUCCAAGAAGAACGAAUUGAAACUGAAGGCGUCUGAUAUUUACUCUGAUGAUAGUGAAGAUGAUGAUGGGUUUGAAAGUCAGACACGGCACCCAAGAGCGAGUAUUCCGACUAGAAUUUGUAUCGAACCAGGAAUUCUCUGACCCAGAAUACCACAAGUGGAUCGAAGCGAGCGCCGCGGCGGGUAACGACCUGCCCGCCAAGUCGAAGAUCGACCAGAAGCAGGCCGACAUCAAGGAGGCGAUCAGCUACGAAUUCAAUGAGCAGGACGUCGAACGGAUCAUCCAGGAAAAGCAGCGGUUCAAAUCGAACCCUUUCAACUAUGCCAUGAGGAAGACGCAGCUGAUGAAGGAGAGGGACUCGGCGAUGAGCAGGGGGGAUGAAGAGGCUGCCAGGGAGCUCGGGCAAAAGUUGACGGAUCUCGAAGAGAGAGCUACGGAAUUGGACAAGUUGCGAACGUCGACGAUAUCUAGUAUAUCGUACAUAAAUAAUCGCAAUAGGAAGAAGAAUGUUGAGGAGGCGGAGAAGGCAAUUAUGGCCGAGGUUCGGGCGAACAAAGGAAAGAAGAUCGAGGAUCCAUUCACCAGAAGAUCAACAAAACCUCGAAUGAAUUUCAAAGCAGGUGAGAAAGAGGCUCGCGCUGCGGCCCUGUCGAAAGCUCCUGCCGAACUCAAGAAACCGGAAGCUUCACAGCAACCCGAUACUGCAAAGAAACCAACUCAAGGGGCGACGCAAGUCUCUCAAGACGAUCUGUUUUCAGCUCACGAUUUCGAUAUCAAAAUCGACCUUGAGGUCCCCUUAUCAGCCACUCCAGUAAACAUCGUCCCAAAAUCAGUAACGAAGGACUUGGCCCCCAAACGAAGUUUGAAUCUGCAAGACUACAAGAAGAAACGCGGUCUCAUAUAGUAUUUCCCUCGACAGACAUUUAGGAAAAAUACAUACAAUUCUUCAAAUUUGAAAGUGACUCAAGAAGGCAUUCGAGUAUUACUUUGUAAUUUUAUUUAUUGUUAAAUAAUUUCUCUAGGCCUUAACGCGGUACCCCAGUCCCAUAGAAGACAGACGUUGUAUAUAUGUAUCUUCAUAUUGUCUCUGACUGUUAAGAUAACAAAAAUAUUCCACAAUAAAUCUUUUUUUUUU
Molecule: messenger RNA, 2017 nt
Organism: Leptinotarsa decemlineata (Colorado potato beetle)
Lineage: Eukaryota; Metazoa; Arthropoda; Insecta; Coleoptera; Chrysomelidae
Gene: Rtf1
Product: RNA polymerase-associated protein Rtf1
Cellular component (GO): Cdc73/Paf1 complex
Molecular function (GO): DNA binding; RNA polymerase II C-terminal domain phosphoserine binding
Source: RefSeq, a predicted model, not a curated record